GGUGCACUUCGUUCGCAACAAGUUGCGGCGAGAGCGUUGUAUUCAUGCGCUUCUCCAUGAGGAUGAGGGGAGGGAAAGUCUGACAUGUCACAAGCUACAGCUAUCGGGAUUGAACGACAGCAUGGGCCUGCAGGACGGCGUGCACCCCGCGAGGAGAGGUGGGCGAGGAGUAGUCUUGGCCUGUGCCAAGACUAUCGACCAGAUGAACAUCUUAUUUUCCCUCUCGCACUGUUACUGUUACAGGAUUCCACAACCAGUGACAUGGAAUUUGGAUCGGGCUCGACCAUCCCAGAUUGGUCUAGAUGA
This is a messenger RNA of Blastomyces dermatitidis ER-3, 306 nucleotides long. RefSeq lists its product as uncharacterized. Lineage: Eukaryota; Fungi; Ascomycota; Eurotiomycetes; Onygenales; Ajellomycetaceae. The coding region runs from base 85 to 306 and encodes 73 amino acids. The record is from RefSeq and is a predicted model, not a curated record. The transcript has a single exon.